AAAACCUGUAUUUCCCUUUCCUUUUUGCUUUCAUUCUCUCUGUAAUCUAUCUUCUAAUUUCGAGUCUUCCUUGAAUUUUCUUUGCCCUUUUUUGCUUUUGAAGUACACCAGUACCACUCUUUAUUUUUUUCCUUCAUUUUCACUGGGAAUUUCUCUGCCACAAGUCGAGAUUUCAUUUCCAAGUAAUUUGUUUUCCUUCUUUACUGGGGUUAUUCUAGUGUUCACUUCGCAAGAUUUGAAGCAAAAUCCGUUUCCGUGUGAUGGAUACUCAGGACCAAAUUGAAGACAAAACAUCGCCCAAUGCUUUUAAAUCUGGCAUAUGUCCCCAAUCUAAGACAUUGAACCAGUUGCAGGAGUUAUACACAUUUAAUCAUGAUCACACACCCAAGGCUAGAAAACCCUACACUAUAACUAAACAGAGGGAGAAAUGGACUGAGGAAGAGCAUGAGAGGUUUCUUGAAGCUUUAAGGUUGUAUGGUCGUGGCUGGCGUCAAAUAGAAGAGCAUGUAGGCACUAAAUCUGCAGUUCAAAUUCGAAGCCAUGCUCAAAAGUUUUUCUCUAAGGUUGUCCGAGAGUCAAAUGGUGGCUUUGAUGGUUCCAUUAAACCAAUAGUGAUACCGCCUCCUCGUCCUAAAAGAAAGCCAGUACAUCCAUAUCCCCGCAAAUCUGUCGAUUUGGUCAAAGGAAAAUCACCAUCAUCUCAACCAGAGAGAUCUCCAUCCCCUAACCAAUUUUUCAGAGAGCAAGAUAACAAAUCACCAACCUCAGUUUUAUCUGACGCAAUGGGGUCUUCUGCCUUGGAGCAACAGAAAGGAUGUUCUUCCCCAACUUCUUGUACUACAAAUUUGCAGUCAAUCAAUACAUCCCCUGUUGAAAAGGAAACUGACUAUGCAACCUCUAACUUGGCUGCUGAGGAAGAGAAACGCUCUUUGUCAUCUGUGAAAAUAUUUGGUCAAUCAGAUGCGGAGAACAUUCUGUCCAUGAACCUCAAUGCAGAUUUCAAGGACUUUGUUUUUGGUGAAGGCAAUGCAGCACCUGUUAUACCUUCCACUAGUAUUAAGCUUUUCGGGAAAACAGUUCAGGUGAAAGAUUCCCCUAAACCUUCCAUAAGUGCAGAAAAUUUUGAGUCACAAACAUCUAAGACCAGUCGAGAUGAUGUUGAUGCUGUCAAUAAAAUGCUAGUUCAGGCAUUUCCUUCAACACACUUAGACACGAGUUUGUCACACGGUACAGUUAUUGAUAAUUGGAAUGCAAUGCCUUCUAGAGCUAACUUAUCUACCAGUGAUGCUCCUCUGCCAUGGUGGGCCUUUUACCAAGGUGUACCCUUUUGUUACAUUACUUCAUUUAAUCAAAACCGCUCGGAUUCUAGUGUUGGAGAGAGGAUGAAAGAGAAAGAAAUUCUAAAUGAAGGAUCCUGUAGUGGUUCAAAUACUGGUUCAGUUAGUCAUGUAAGUAGGAGGGUUUCGGACUGCAUUGAUUCCGAAAGCCAACAUCCUUGUCUUGAGGGAAAAAUGUCUCCCCAAAGAUGUACUAAGGGGUUUGUGCCAUACAAAAGAUGUUUAGCAGAAAGAGAUAUGACAUCAUCUGUUGUGUCUGAAGGGCAGGAGACACACAGAGCCCGAGUAUGCUCAUAGUAGCUGGCCAGCUAUGUUGUUCCGAUAGUGAAAUGUCAAAAAGCUUUUAAGAUAGUUUAGAUAGUGGGAGGAUGACAAUUAAUUAUUUGAGAUGUUCCUUUCCAAAGAUAAUAUUUUUAGGCAAAAAGCUUGAAUGGGUCGUAGACUAUUUUUAACUGCUUCUGUAUAUAGGGGCCCUUCAGGUGACACAUUUGAAGCGGAGGAGCUGCUGGCUUGAUUCUAUACGUCUAUGUUUAGAGAGUUGAAACUGUGUUUUUUGCAACUUAGGCGUCAUGUGUAUAUGCAUGUCAUGAAUGCUAACUUGUUUUGCCGCAAUUUUUGUAUCUUUACAUUAUCAAUGAUUCCAGAAUUAUUCUUUCC
This is a messenger RNA of Gossypium raimondii (Peruvian cotton), 1994 nucleotides long. Its product is annotated as protein REVEILLE 7. The record is from RefSeq and is a predicted model, not a curated record. Gene Ontology annotation, molecular function: DNA binding. NCBI's taxonomy places the organism in Eukaryota, Viridiplantae, Streptophyta, Magnoliopsida, Malvales, Malvaceae. The coding region runs from base 261 to 1634 and encodes 457 amino acids. The transcript has 7 exons.